This is a messenger RNA of Glarea lozoyensis ATCC 20868, 837 nucleotides long. Its product is annotated as Band 7/SPFH. Gene Ontology annotation, biological process: mitochondrion organization. Gene Ontology annotation, cellular component: mitochondrion; membrane. Bases 1 to 837 code for a protein of 278 amino acids. The transcript has 2 exons. The record is from RefSeq and is a predicted model, not a curated record. Lineage: Eukaryota; Fungi; Ascomycota; Leotiomycetes; Helotiales; Helotiaceae.
AUGGCCGCCAUUCUGCAGAACGUAUACAAGUGGGCGAUUCCGUUGACCGUCGCCGGAAGUCUUGCUCAAGCCUCUAUUUACGACGUUAAAGGCGGAACCAGAGCAGUCAUCUUCGAUCGAUUAGCUGGAGUAAAGGACGAGGUUAUGAAUGAGGGCACUCAUUUCUUGGUUCCAUGGUUACAAAAGAGCAUUAUAUAUGAUGUGCGAACGAAGCCAAGAAACAUCUCGACGACUACUGGAAGUAAGGACUUGCAGAUGGUUAGCUUGACUUUGAGAGUGCUACAUCGUCCAGAGGUUCAGGCUUUGCCAAAAAUCUAUCAGAAUCUCGGACAAGAUUACGAUGAGCGUGUUCUCCCCUCCAUCGGAAACGAAGUAUUAAAAUCCAUUGUCGCCCAAUUCGAUGCAGCAGAACUCAUCACUCAGCGUGAAGCCGUCAGCAACAGAAUUCGAACCGAUCUCCUCAAGCGUGCUCAGGAGUUCAACAUCGCCCUCGAGGAUGUAUCAAUUACACACAUGACUUUCGGAAAGGAAUUCACAAGAGCCGUCGAGCAGAAGCAAAUCGCACAGCAAGACGCAGAGAGAGCGAGAUUCAUCGUCGAGAAGGCCGAACAGGAGAGACAAGCAAACGUCAUCAGAGCAGAGGGUGAAGCAGAGUCCGCUGAUACCAUCAGCAAGGCGGUGGCAAAGGCUGGUGAUGGAUUGAUCAUGAUCAGAAGAAUCGAGGCGAGCAGAGAGAUUGCACAGACAUUGGCAAGCAAUCCAAACGUUACAUAUCUUCCAGGUGGUGGAGAGGGUGGGAAAGAAGGAGGCGGAAAAUUCUUGCUUGGUUUGAGAUAA